This is a messenger RNA of Archocentrus centrarchus (flier cichlid), 8231 nucleotides long. RefSeq names its product Down syndrome cell adhesion molecule like 1 (gene dscaml1). Gene Ontology annotation, molecular function: protein binding. Gene Ontology annotation, biological process: cell-cell adhesion. NCBI's taxonomy places the organism in Eukaryota, Metazoa, Chordata, Actinopteri, Cichliformes, Cichlidae. The record is from RefSeq and is a predicted model, not a curated record.
AUGCAUUUGGAUGAGAUUGAUGGCUGCAAUUUGGCAGACAUCAACAGUGAGGAUGUUGUCUCUACGCGGCUGUACUUUGUGAACGCCUCCCUGCAGCGGGUGACCUUCUCCAGCUCGGUGGGGGUGUCCCUGCCCUGCCCCGCGGGUGGCGCCCCCCAUGCCGUCCUGCGCUGGUACCUGGCUGCCGGAGACGACAUUUACGACGUGCCCCAUAUCCGCCAUGUGCAUGCCAACGGCACCCUCCAGCUCUACCCUUUCUCCCCCUCUGCCUAUAACAGCAUUAUCCAUGACAACGAAUACUUCUGCACUGCUGAGAACCAAGCGGGCAAGAUUCGAAGUCCCAGCAUCCACGUCAAAGCAGUGUUCAGGGAGCCCUACACAGUUCGUGUGGCCGACCAGCGUUCCAUGCGGGGUAAUGUUGCCGUGUUCAAGUGCCUCAUCCCCUCAGCUGUCCAGGAGUACGUCAGCGUGGUUUCCUGGGAGAAAGACACCGUCGCCAUUGUCCCUGUGCAGUGGGGGCAGGGCAAUAUGAGAGAUAUCCUGUUCCAACACAUCCCCGCUGGAGCUGACUUAAUGACCCAUGACCUGAAGAUGUACAUGCUAGGAAAAGAGAGAAGGAGGGUGGAAAGAGGCAGGGUAGCUGAAGAGGAGCAGGAGGAGGAAAGCAGAGGGAUCACAACUAAUCAAAGACAGGAUGGAGACAGCCAACAGACCCAUGACAUACAGCCCACAGUGGAGACAAGCGGAGGCAGUAAGGGAAAGAUAGAGAGCUUCAAAGUGAAAGGACAGCAACCGAUUCUUCCUGACCUCAUUUGGCACUCUGUAUAUCUCAGAAGUGCAGAAGGAAGAUGCUCUUUCCACCUACCGCUGCAUCACAAAGCACAAGUACAGUGGAGAGACCCGCCAGAGCAACGGAGCCAGGCUCUCAGUUUUGGACCCUACGGAGUCCACCCAUCAGUGCUAGACAGUUUCCAGUCCGGUGAGGUGCAGGUGGGGCAUAGUGUGGAGUUGCCCUGCAUCGCCUCUGGAUAUCCAAACCCGACCAUCCGUUGGCUAAAGGAUGGUCGACCAUUACCAGCAGACUCUCGCUGGACACGACGCAUUACUGGUCUCACCAUUUCAGACUUGAGACUCGAGGACAGCGGCAACUACAUCUGUGAGGUCACCAACAGCUUUGGCUAAGAGGUGACGGGUCACCUCAAUGUGAUAGAGCCACUGCGGGUCACCUUGUCUCCCAAAAAUCUGAAGACAGGGAUCAGCAGUACUGUCAUCCUUUCCUGUGCUGUCCAAGGUUCUCCCCACUAUACUGUGUCCUGGUACCGCAACACAGAACCUGUUUUGCCUGAUCAGCACUUUUCCAUCCAGGGUGCUCACAAUGAGACGCUGUUCAUUUCUGCUGCACAAAAAAGACAUUCGGGUGCUUACCAGUGCUUUGCCACACGCAAGGGACAGACUGCCCAAGACUUCUCCAUCAUUCUCCUAGAAGAUGGCACACCCCGUAUUGUUGCCUCCUUCAGUGAGAGGGUUAGUCCCAGGUGAACCCUUUCCCUAAUGUGUGCUGCCAAAGGAGCACCUCCACCCACCAUCACCUGGACCUUGGACGAUGAGCCCGUGGCCCGAGAUCUGUCACGUGUCAGAGCCAGUCAGUACACACUGUCUGAUGGCAGCACCGUGAGCCACGUGAACGUCAGCAACCCACAGAUUCGUGAUGGCGGAGUGUAUCGGUGCGCCGCACGAAACUCAGCCGGUAGUGCUGAGUACCAAGCGCGCAUAAACGUAAGAGGUGUUCCUCCACGGAUUCGACCAAUGAAGAAUAUCACUGCGGUGGCAGGAAGAAACUCUUUCAUAAACUGCCUGGUGAUUGGGUACCCUUAUUACUCAAUAAACUGGUACAAGGAGGGGCUUCUACUGCCUGACAACCAUCGCCAGGUGUUGUAUGAGAACGGGACUCUAAAGCUCAGUGAUGUUCAGAAGGGGAUGGACGAGGGGGCCUAUGUCUGCAGCGUGCUCAUCCAACCACAACUCUUUAUCACACAGACUGUUUAUGUUACUGUCAAAGUUCCUCCACUGAUCCAGCCAUUUGACUUCCCCCCAACUUCCAUCGGUAAACUGAUGUACAUCGCCUGCGUGGUCUCAUCUGGAGAUAUGCCCAUACGCAUCACGUGGCGCAAGGAUGGCCAGGAGAUUGUGCCCUCUUCGGGCAUCACUAUCGAUACAAAGGAGUUCAUGAGCUCCCUCCAGAUAUCCAAGGUGUCACUCAAGCACAAUGGCAACUACACUUGUAGCAGCAAUGAUGCUGCCACUGUCAGCACAGAGAGGCAACUCACAGUUACAGUGCCUCCUCGGUUUGUGGUGCAGCCCAACAACCAGGAUGGAAUAUAUGGGAAGUCAGCUAUCUUGAACUGUUCUGUUGAUGGAUACCCUCCUCCUAAGGUCAUGUGGAAGCAUGCCAAGGUGCACUAGGUACCGGGUAUUGGCAACCCACAGCAGUACCACCCUGUGCCUCUGACGGGCCGUAUUCAGAUCAUGAAUAAUGGCUCUUUACUUAUCAGGCAUGUGCUGGAGAGAGGAUCGUGGCUCUACCUCUGUCAGGCCUAUGGGGUGGGCUCAGACAUCAGCAAGAGCAUGGUCCUCACAGUUAAGAUUCCAGCAAUGAUCACCAGUCACCCCAACACUACCAUGGCUAAGAAGGGUCAUGUGAAGGAGCUGAACUGCACAGCCAGGGGAGAAUGGCCCAUCAUCAUCCGCUGGGAAAGGGGCGACACCGUCAUUGACCCUGAUCGUAACCCCCGAUACUCCAUUACCACCAGUCCCAAUGAGAAGACUGAUGAAGUGUUGUCUACACUCAAGCUAAAGCCAGCAGAGCGUGAGGAUUCAGUCUUCUUCUCAUGUCAUGCCAUCAACUCUUACGGAGAGGGACGAGGCCUUAUCCAGCUCACUGUGCAAGAGCCCCCAGACCCUCCAGAGUUAGAGGUGCGAGAAGUGAAAGAUCGUAGCAUGAAUCUCAGGUGGACACAGAGAUUUGAUGGGAACAGUGUCAUUACAUCCUACGAUAUUGAAUAUAAGAACAAGACAGAUUCCUGGGAGCUGAAGCACGCCACCCGAAACAUCUCUCCCACCAACAACCAAGCCAACAUAGUGGAUCUUCAUCCUGCAUCUGUCUACAGCAUCCGCAUGUACUCCUACAAUGCUAUAGGAAAGAGUGAGGCCAGUAAGGAACUCACCAUCAGCACAGAGGAAGCACAGCCCGAUGGUCCUCCAAUGGAUGUUAUCCUGCAGCCUGUGACAUCCCAGAGUAUCAGGGUCACAUGGAAGGCUCCAAGAAAAGAGCUGCAGAACGGGGUCAUCCGGGGUUACCAGAUAGGUUACAGAGAGAACGGCCCAGGAAGUAAUGGCCAGUACAGCAUUGUGGAGAUGAAGGCCACUGGAGACAGUGAAGUCUACACACUGGACAAUCUGAAGAAGUUUGCCCAGUACGGUGUGGUUGUCCAAGCCUUCAAUAGAGCCGGCACAGGGCCUUCUAGCUCAGAGAUCAAUGCUACAACACUGGAAGAUGUGCCCAGUCAGCCUCCUCAGAAUGUGCGAGCCAUCUCUGUAACAUCUGAUGAGGCAGUAAUCACAUGGGCCGAGCCUCCAAGAAUGACACUGCAUGGUGUAUUGAAGGGGUAUCGUGUCGUCUUUUGGGCUGUCUUCCCAGAUGGAGAAUGGGGUGAAAUGCAGAACAUCACAACCACCAAGGAGCAAGUGGAGCUCAGAGGCCUGGAAAAGUUCACUAACUACAGCAUCCAGGUGCUGGCCUACACCCAGGCUGGGGAUGGUGUCCGGAGCAACGUCCUGUAUAUCCAAACCCGUGAAGACUACCCUGGACCCCCAGCUGGCAUCAAAGCUGUGCCCUCCUCCGCCAGCAGUGUCGUAGUGUCGUGGUUGCCCCCUCACAAGCCAAAUGGAAUCAUCCGCAAGUACACCAUUUACUGCUCCAGCACCGGGUCAGGCCAACCGCUGCCAAGUGAGUAUGAAGCUAAUCCAGAGCUGCUGUUUUACCGAAUCACACACCUCAACCACCGGCAGCAGUACCUGAUCUGGGCUGCAGCCGUCACCACUGCAGGCCGGGGUAACUUCAGCGAAAAGGUCACUGUGGAGCCAGCAGUCAAAGCCCCAGCUAAAAUCAUCUCAUUUGGUGGUACAGUGACUACUCCCUGGAUGAAAGAGGUGCGACUGCCCUGUAGCUCAGUAGGAGAGCCUACACCUACCAUAAAAUGGACCAAAGACAGUGAGGACACAGCCAUCCCAGUAUCUUUGGAUGGACAGCGUCUCAUUUUGACUAAUGGGACACUGGUGCUGCGCUCUGUCAAAGCUGAAGACUCUGGUUACUACACCUGCACAGCCACAAACACACUAGGCUUUGACACUAUUAUAGUCAACCUUUUGGUGCAAGUGCCUCCAGACCAGCCACGUCUAACCGUCUCCACUACCUCCACCUCCUCCAUCACUCUGGCUUGGAUACCAGGAGACAAUGGUGGCAGCUCUAUAAGAGGUUUUGUUUUGCAGUACUCUGUAGACAACACAGAGGAGUGGAAAGAUGUUUUCAUCAGUUCUAGCGAGCGCUCCUUCAAAUUGGACAACCUGCGCUGUGGGACCUGGUAUAAAGUCAAGCUGGCUGCCAAGAACAGUGUUGGUGCCGGACGCAUCAGUGAGAUCAUUGAGGCAAAGACUCAUGGGCGAGAACCCCAGUUCAACAAAGACCAGCCUGUCUUCACCCACAUUAACUCCAGCCAUGCCCGCCUCAACUUGCAAGGGUGGGCCAGUGGAGGCUGUCCCAUCACAGCUGUCACACUAGAAUUUAGACCGAAAGGUACUUGGACAUGGCAGAACGUGCGUACCAAUGCCACCACAGAUGUGUUCCUGGCAGAGCUGCGUGAGGCCACCUGGUAUGAGUUGAAGAUGAAAGCUUGUAACAGUGCUGGCUGUGGUAACCAGAGCUCCCAGUUUGCCACACUAGACUAUGAUGGCAGCACAAUACCACCAAUUAAAUCCCCUCUGGAAAAGAAUGACGAUGUCAAGAAGCUGUUUUCGAUUGGGUGUCCUGUGAUCUUGGUCACACUCGGUGUUGCGUUGCUCUUCAUCAUUCGCAAAAAACGUAAAGAAAAGAGACUAAAGAGACUGAGAGAUGCCAAAAGCCUGGCAGAGAUGCUGAUCAGUAAAAACAACCGCAGCUUUGACACCCCGGUUAAAGGACCUCCUCAGGGCCCACGGUUACACAUCGACAUCCCCAGAGUGCAGCUGCUAAUUGAGGACAAAGAAGGCAUCAAGCAAAUCGGUGAGGACAAGGCCACUAUCCCAGUGACAGAUACAGAGUUCAACCAAACUGGGAACCCUCAGAGCUUCUGCACUGGUGUGUCUGUCCAUCAUCCUGCCCUCAUCCAGAACACUGGCCCUUUGAUUGACAUGUCAGACAUACGGCCAGGAACUAAUCCAGUGUCGAGGAAGAGUGUUAAGUCAGCCCAUAGCAUCAGGAACCGCUACUCUAGUCAGUGGACUCUGACCAAGUGCCAGGCCUCUACACCAGCCCGUACUCUCACCUCAGACUGGCGCACAGUUGGCUCCCAGCAUGGCAUCACUGUCACAGAGAGUGACAGCUACAGUGCCAGCCUCUCGCAGGACACAGAUAAAGGGCGCAACAGCAUGGUGUCAACAGAGAGUGCCUCCUCCACCUACGAGGAGCUGGCGAGAGCUUAUGAGCAUGCCAAGCUGGAGGAACACCUGCAACAUGCUAAGUUUGAGAUUACAGAGUGCUUUAUCUCUGACAGCUCUUCUGAUCAGAUGACUACAGGUACCAACGACAAUGCAGACAGCAUGACGUCUAUGAGCACACCAUCAGAGCCCGGUAUCUGCCGUUUCACUGCCUCACCACCUAAACCCCAAGACUAUGACCGUGGCAAGAAUGUAGCUGUGCCCAUUCCACAUCGCGCCAAGAGUGACUACUGCAACCUACCCCUCUACAUGAAGUCAGAUCCCUUUUUUAGAAAGCAGGCAGAGCGUCAUGACCCAUGUCCAGUGGUCCCACCACGUGAAGCCUCCAUUCGUGGCCUGGCCCAGCGGGCAUACCACACCCAGGGCCGUCAUGUGACUAUGGACUCUGCAAAACAACAGGCCCUAUCCAUGGGCCACUCUGGUCUGUCCAAUCUCACUUCCUCUGGGGCUUCCUCGGGAGGAGCAACAGGAGGCGGUGGUGGAGGCAGUGGGAGUGGAGGGGCAUCUGCUAGCUCUAGCAGCUCCACACUUCCCCAGAGGACUCUCACAAUGCCUGGCUCCUCUGCUGCAGGGGCCCAGAGUGCAGCGGCAGCUGCUGCUUCUGCUGUAGCUUCUGGGGCAUCAUCAUCCUCCGGUGGAGGUGGGGCAGCAGGGGCCACAGGAGGGACCCCUGGAGGUGCCUCCUCAUCUUCCUCCAAGAUGGGAGGAUCCAGAGACUCUCUCCUGGAGAGCAGCUCCUCGGGCUUAGGCAGACUACAGAAGCAAAGGGAUGGAGGGGCGGGAGCCUACUCCAAGUCCUACACAUUAGUGUAGCCUGCCAUCACUGCGGCCUGUCACUGUAACUCUUCAUUGAAUGCUGGUCAAGCCAUCGCUUGCCUAGAGCCUCUAUGAAAAAUUGGGGUGAGGAACAUACAGAUGCACAGCUUACCCGCCAGUGCCUGUGCUGUGCCAGGUUACAGGGGGCUGGUUGGAUUCCCACUGACAAUAUUGUAUGAUGGGGUCAGAGUUGGGUCUCCACAGCACAGGGGUUUGCCUUUCUUUCUGCCUGAUUGCUUUCUUUUAUUAUUGUGUCAUUUUUAUCUCUUAUUUCAUCACCCUGGGAAACACUCUUGCCAAAACAUAGAUGAUUUAUCUGUUCACUCUAUAUUUUGAUUUUUCUGGCAAAGACAGUACUUAUGCACAAAAUGCUUUCCACGUGCACUGUCUUGUUUUCUGGAUCAAGACAGCUGUAGAAUGAACCAGGUUGCUUGAGUUUCAGAGUUGCGUAUGACGAUUUUUAGGUUUUUAAUAUGUUCUUUUUUUGGCCUCUGAUGAAAGGAGCUCAUAUCACAGCAUUGUGCCAUGGCAGGAUGCUUUAUUGUAUGCAUUAACCACCAACCUUGGUGUUACACUGGCUCUGAAAGAUUAUUCCAUCGUGGAUUCACACAUUAGAGGCAGUGGACAGACUGUCGUCUCAAUAUCAGUUUUGAGACAAAGGGAUUUUCAUAUACAUGCAAUGGAUGACACAGCAUAGUGGUCUUAAUUGAUGCUUUUAUAAACAGACUCAAAGCAGAGAAGAUGGGGGGAAAAAAAAUCAAGCAUCAUGAAGUGGAAGAUGGAUCCAAACUUUCUUUUUUAAUCAGUUUUUUUUUUUCAGAUAAUGGAAAUAUAAUCUCAUGUGCACUAAGAGGAAGUUAGAACAGAUCCAAGUAACAGAAACCUUCACAAGCUGUGUGUGCGUGCGUGUGUGUGUGUGUGUGUGUGUGUGUGUGUGCGCGUGCGUGCGUGCGCGCGCGUGUAUAUGUGUGUAUAUAAAUGUAUGCAUGUGGCAGGCACACACCAACGAUAGACCUUUUUAAAAUCAAUCUGUAUGUUGACCUCUUGGGCAGACAUCUGUGUCAAAACUGAACCCUCCCACUGUUCAUUUUGUAUGUGUGAAAGGGGAUAAUGGUAAUGAUGAAGAUGCUGAUGAUGUAACACUACGAUCCUAAUUUGGUCCAGCAUUUUAAAUUUUGUUUUGACAAUUGUGAUUGACAACAUGGCUUAGAAAACGAAAAACACAGAAAAGGAAGUGGGUUCAAAAAGGGAGCUAUUACAGAUGACAAGUUCCCUCUUUUUUUCUUAAACUUCCUCAAGAAGGAAGUGACCCUUGUGUGAUUCAUCAUGGCGCCACAAUACCAUUACACUUUUGUUUUAACUCAUUUUACCUGUACCCUUUUUAAUCCCUUUCUGUCCUUUCCCACCUUCACCUUUACCCGCCUGGUCCACCAUCAUAUCCAUACAGUGUCACUGUGAUCUACUGCUAGCAUACUGGCAGGUCAAAGAGACAGACUGACUGAGAGAAGAGGUCUAAUAUGCACAGACGGGCAGAAAUGCUAUUUGAUGUGUAGUGUCAACUUGAAUAAGAAAAAGGUUGCAGCAAAUUUAUGGAGAUUUAUGAAGAAAAAUCAUAUUUGCAUAAUCUUGAAUUUAUGAACAGACAGUGAUUUUAAGAGUAUAAU